Molecule: messenger RNA, 261 nt
Organism: Ostreococcus tauri
Lineage: Eukaryota; Viridiplantae; Chlorophyta; Mamiellophyceae; Mamiellales; Bathycoccaceae
Product: unnamed product
Exons: 2
Coding region: 1-261 (86 amino acids)
Source: RefSeq, a predicted model, not a curated record
AUGGAUUCCCCCGGGGGUGAGUCUCAUUUUCCCUACGUUUUUAAAGAGACCUACGUUUAUCUUAGUGUAAAUGAGACUGUUCAUAAAAACGUAUGUAGGCGUAAAACAAUGCCAUGCACCAUUCAACAAAGUUUCGCAUCGAUCAGUGCACCAGCACGACGACGGCAUAGUAGUUUCUGCGCGCAGCUCUGCCUCCUGCCCGAUCACGGAAGUCGAUUGACGAGUUAUGACUCAAGGAAUAAGUGGGGUAAAAGCGGGUAA